This is a messenger RNA of Megalops cyprinoides (Indo-Pacific tarpon), 4695 nucleotides long. Its product is annotated as contactin-associated protein-like 2. The record is from RefSeq and is a predicted model, not a curated record. Bases 308 to 4264 code for a protein of 1318 amino acids. The transcript has 24 exons. NCBI's taxonomy places the organism in Eukaryota, Metazoa, Chordata, Actinopteri, Elopiformes, Megalopidae.
CGGCCAAGAUUCGGUGGAACAAUGUCCGCUUAAAGAGAAACUGUGUUAUUAUUGUCGUCUAGAGCUGAGCAUUGCGGGGCAGUGUAUGGGAAAAAAAAUCUGUAUUGCGUAGUGCUGUAGAGUUUCAUUGGUUAGAGUCGCAGGGGCAGCGUUCUCUUUAUUCAUUGGAAACAAAACCGAGCGAGCGGGACUGGUCUUUGGUUGACUGUGUGGAGUGGACGAUUCAGAACGUCGCUACGGAUAAACGGACCCGACGAGAGGCGGUUUUCCCUUUGUUUCUUUUCUUUACGGCAGAGCGAAAGUGAAGAUGCCGUGGUUCCCUGUGAACGGGAUGAUGCUAAUGCUCUGGAUCUCCGGCCGCCUCGGAAGCAUCACCGCGGCGCUACCAGCAUCCCAAAAAUGCGAUGAGGCACUGGCCACCCCCCUUCCCCACAACGCCUUCACCGGCUCCUCUGUGUUCUCCAGCGGAUACAACCCCGGGUACGCCAAGCUGAACAGGAGAGGAGGUGCAGGGGGCUGGUCGCCUCUGGACAGUGACCAUUACCAGUGGCUGCAGGUAGAUCUGGGGAACAGGAAGCAGGUCACAGCCAUUGCAACGCAGGGCAGAUACAGCAGCUCUGAUUGGACGAAACAGUACAGGCUCCUCUACAGCGAAACAGGAAGGAACUGGAAACCAUACCAUCAAGAUGGCAACAUCUGGGCGUUUUUGGGGAACUCGAACACCGAGAGCGUGGUCCGGCAUGACCUCCAGCACGCCAUCGUGGCACGCUUCCUGCGCUUCGUUCCGCUGGAGUGGAGCGGAGAGGGCAGGAUCGGACUGCGCAUCGAAGUCUACGGCUGCCCUUACUGGGCAGAUGCCAUCAGUUUUGAUGGACAGGGUGUGAUCUCCUACCGCUUCAAGAUGAAGAAGAUGAAGAUCCUGAAGGACGUGAUUUCACUGAAGUUUAAAACGUCCGAGAGCGAUGGGGUCAUCCUGCAUGGAGAGGGCCAGCAGGGGGACUACAUCACCCUGGAGCUACGGCAAGCCAAACUGAUACUGCAGAUUAACCUGGGUAGCAAUCAAUACGGCUCGAUUCUCGGCCACACGUCAGUGACAAGCGGGAGCCUGCUGGACGAUCACCACUGGCACUCGGUCGUCAUCGAGCGCUACCGGCGCAACGUCAACUUCACCCUGGACAGACACACGCAGCACUUCCGCACCAACGGGGAGUUUGACCACCUCGACCUGGACUACGAGCUCAGCUUUGGGGGCAUGCCUUUCUCUGGGAAGCCCAGCUCGGGAAGCAGGCGGAACUUCAUUGGCUGCAUGGAGAGCAUCCAUUACAAUGGCGAGAACAUCACUGACCUGGUCAGAAGGAAGAAGCUGGACACCACAAGCUUCCGUAACCUGACCUUCUCCUGCAUGGAGCCCCACACGUUCCCCGUCUUCUUCAAUGCCACCAGCUACCUGCAGCUUCCCGGGCGGAGCGGCCACGAGGCAGUCUCUGUCAGCUUCCAGUUCCGCACCUGGAACCCGAGCGGCCUGCUCCUGUACAGCGCCCUGGCUGACGGGAUGGUGGAGGUGGCCCUGACCGACGGCAAGGUCAGCGUCCACAUCAACGUCACCCAGAAGAAGACCACGCGCAUAGACAUAUCGUCAGGCUCGGGCCUCAACGAUGGACAGUGGCACGAGGUUCGCUUCCACGCCAAGGAGAACUUUGCCAUGCUGACCAUCGACAGCGACGAGGCCUCGGCAGUGCGGACCAACACCCCCAUCCAGAUCAGGACAGGGGGAACUUACUACUUUGGAGGUUUCUUCCAGCGUGGCAGCUCCUUGCCCUCACAGCGCUCCUUUCAGGGCUGCAUGCAGCUGAUCCACGUGGAUGACCAACUGGCCGACCUGCCUGCCGUGGAGCAGGGCAUGCUGGGAGUCUUCGAGAACGUCAGCCUGGACAUGUGUGCCAUCAUAGACAGGUGUAUGCCUAACCACUGUGAGCACGGGGGCGGCUGCACGCAGACCUGGGACAGCUUCAGCUGCUCCUGUGAUGGGACGGGGUACACCGGAGCCACGUGCCACACCUCUGUCUACGAGCAGUCAUGUGAGGCGUACAAGCACCUGGGCCGGACCUCUGACACCUACUGGAUUGACCCGGACGGGAGCGGGCCCCUGGGGCCGUUCAGGGUCAUCUGCAACAUGACGGAGGACAAGGUGUGGACAACGGUGAUGCACAGCCUACCCCCCCAGACGGCGGUCAGCAAGCCCAACAGGGACAGCAGGGCGCUGGUGCAGCUGAACUACAGCGCCACCAUGGAGCAGGUGUCCGCCAUUACAGGCAGCGCCGAGCACUGCCAGCAGCAUGUGUCCUACGCCUGCCGCAUGUCCCGGCUGCUCAACACCCCAGAUGGGAGCCCGUACACGUGGUGGGUGGGUCGGGGCAGCGAGAAGUACCUCUACUGGGGCGGGUCAGGGCCAGGGAUCCAGAAGUGUGCCUGUGGCAUCGAGCGCAACUGCACCGACCCCAAGUACUACUGCAACUGCGACGCCGACCACAAGCAGUGGAGAGAAGAUUCUGGACUUCUUAUGUACAAGGAUCACCUACCUGUAAACCAGGUGUCUGUCGGGGACAUAAAUCGACCAGGCUCGGAGGCCAAGCUGACUGUUGGGCCACUGCGUUGCCAAGGAGACAGGAACUACUGGAAUGCCGCUUCCUUCAACACCCCCUCGUCCUACCUCCACUUCUCCACCUUCCAGGCGGAGACCAGCGCCGACAUCUCCUUCUUCUUCAAGACCUCUGCCCCCCACGGCGUCUUCCUGGAGAACCUGGGCAACAGCGACUUCAUUCGACUGGAGCUCAAAUCUCCCACUGUGGUGUCCUUCUCUUUCGACGUGGGCAACGGGCCGGUGGAGCUGACCGUGCGGUCCCCCUCAGAGCUGAACGAUGACCAGUGGCACCGGGUCAGCGCCGAGCGCAACGUGAAGGAGGCCAUCCUCCUCCUGGACCAGCAGUACAAGGAGGUGCGGCCAGCGCCCUCCCAGGGCCACACCCGCCUGGAACUCUACAGCCAGCUCUACGUUGGUGCAGCAGGAGGUCAGAGGGGAUUUCUGGGGUGCAUCCGCUCUCUGAGGAUGAAUGGCGUGACCCUGGACCUGGAGGAGAGGGCAAAGGUCACCCCCGGGGUGAAUCCAGGCUGCUCCGGGCACUGCACCAGCUAUGGAAUGUACUGCCGAAACGGGGGAAAAUGUGUGGAGAGGUACAACGGCUACUCCUGUGACUGCACCUCCACGGCGUUCGACGGGCCCUUCUGUACCAAGGACGUGGGCGGCUUCUUCGAGGCGGGCACACUCCUCCGCUACAGCUUCCUACCCGAGGGCACGGCAGCAGCGUCGGCCACGAAGGACGCCAAGGGCCUGUCCCAGAGCCUGGGCACAGAAUCCAACCUGACCCGCGAGGACGUCUCCUUCAGCUUCAGCACCACUAGCGCCCCCAGCAUCCUGCUCUACAUCAGCUCCCGCACCCAGGACUACCUGGCCGUGGUGCUACGCCAAAACGGAACUCUGCAGAUCCGCUACAACCUGGGUGGGCUGAAGGAGCCCUUCACUAUCAGCCUGGAUCAGCGCAAUAUGGCCAAUGGCCAGCCCCACAGCGUCAACAUCUCCCGCGUAGAGAGGAAUAUCCAGCUGCAGCUGGAUCACUAUCCUCCAGUCAGCUACUCCCUUCCUGAAGCCUCAGACACCACCUUCAACCUCAUCAAGACUCUAUUCCUGGGAAAAGUCUACGAAACGGGCCAGAUCGACCCCGUCUUGAUUGAGAGGUACAACACGCCGGGCUUCGUGGGGUGCCUUUCGCGCGUCCAGUUCAACGGCAUCGCCCCGCUGAAGGCUGCGCUGAGGUCACGCGUGGCCGCGCCCGUCUCCGUCCAGGGCAAGCUGGUGGAAUCCAACUGCGGGGCUUCCCCCCUCACCAUCCCGCCCAUGUCCGCCGCCACCGACCCCUGGCACCUGGACAAAGCAGGUGCUGAGUUCCCGUUCAAUGAGGAGAGAGUGGUGCCCGACGGGGUUAACCGCAACUCCGCAAUAAUUGGAGGCAUCAUCGCCGUGGUGAUCUUCACCAUCCUCUGCACACUGGUGGUCCUGAUCCGCCACAUGUUCCGCCACAAGGGCACCUACCACACCAACGAGGCCAAGGGGGCGGAGUCGGCCGACAACGCCGACGCCGCCAUCAUCGUCAACGACCCCAACUUCACCGAGACCAUCGAUGAGAGCAAAAAGGAGUGGUUCAUUUAACCGGACAAUUUUAGGAAGAGAGAGAGGGGUGGGGAAGGGUCGGGGAGAGGGUGGGGCGUAAAAACACCCCCAAACCACCCACCCAGUUUUCCAAGAUCAGGGCAAGCAGGAAGUGGGGAACAGGACGACGCCUCUUUGGAGGAAGCCGUGUACAGUGAUUGGCUUGUCUCUAAUGUAUUUAUGCCGUGUUCCAAGUUUGAGGAGCCCUGUCAGUAUUUAGUCACCAGUUCACCUGCAAGCACUACCACCUAGCUUCCAUUUGCUUUAAAAAGACAACAAGACAUAACACCGGCUCACCCAGUCUGCAGAAAUUCAGAUGUUCGUUUCCUGCAGUUUCAUUUCAUCAAUUUCAGGGAUUCCAUUCGUGCAUUUCAGUGACCAGCUUCCACUCCUUUUCUUCCCUCAGCAAACAAAUUUCAAAGAAAAAAAAA